UAUAUAUUUUACUUUUUAAUCAUGUCAAAAUUAUAAAUUGCAUUUUUUAUUUAUUUACAAUUACAUUGACAUUAAUUCUGAUGAAAUAGAAUAAUCAAUAAUUCUCACGCGCAAGUCACUAGGACCAAUCUGUUUAAUAUUUUUUAUUUCAGUAUGUGAAUCACCUCCAAUUUCACUACUCAAUUUUUGUGUUAUUGUAGUGACGCAUUAUUUCAUUGUUUUUGUAUAUUAAUAUAUAAUAAAAUUAAUUAUUUUUUUUUACAUAACAAAUUUGUUUAUCAUUAAAAAAUUUAUUGUAGGUAAUUUAAUAUUUUUUUCUGAACAAAAGAUCAAUCUGGAUUUAUUGGAGUCAUAAUGGAUGGUACUGGUUUGGGUUAUUCAUACCAUCUUCCUUCUGGUGGUUGGAAUUUAAGAAUACGAAAUACUUUGGCACAAUUUAGUGAUUUAUUCAGUGAGUUUAACAAGUACAUUGCACCAGCUUAUCAUCAUGACAGAUGUGAAAGAUCUGUACCAAUGAGAUUAUAUUCAAUGCAUAAGAGAGAAUUUUUUAUGGUAUUUGUUGGUUUUUUUGCUUGUUUUGGUUUAUCAGUAUUUAUUGGACUUGCUGGUCCACCAAUAACAUCAACAACUGAACAACAAGCACAUGUUAAUAAUAGUGAAAUGUCAACUGGACCAUUUAUCAUGGAAACACCAGAAUUAUCAACUUACUGUCAACAAUUAUGGGUUAUUGCUAAAUUAUCAACAUCAAAUACAGAUGAUGAGAGGUAUGACAAGACAUUUCAAGUUGCUGUAUCAAUUGAUGGAUUUAUAGGAGAAAAUAAAUUAACAUCUGUUCUUUCAACAGACUCUCAACACAAUAGAACAAGACAUUUAAAAUGUGAAAGACAAACAUGUGAAGAAUUUGUCGUUGCUCAUCUUGGUACACUUGAGUAUAGCUAUUACAUGAUAACUGUACGUUUUUAUGGCCUUGAAGGUUUUCAUCGUCGUUAUCAAAUACAGGAUUUGAGAUUUUACUUUAAAAGUUAUAAUCCAGCAUUUACACAAAUCGAAAUAUGGUUUCGACUUAUAUUUUUAUUGUCAACAUUUUUCGUAACGUGUUGGUUUGGUCAUUCACUGAGAAAAUAUCCAACACCAGAUUGGUCAAUUGAACAAAAAUGGGUCUCAAUAUUAUUGCCACUUUUAAUUCUCUACAACAAUCCUUUUUUUCCAUUGAUAUUUUUAUCAAACUCUUGGAUACCUGGUAUGUUGGAUGCAGUGAUGCAGACAACAUUUUUAUGUGCUAUUUUAAUGUUUUGGCUAUGUGUUUAUCAUGGUCUUCGUCAGAAUGAGAGAAAAUUUUCAAGAUUUUAUCUACUAAAAUUUGUGAUUAUUGGAUGUCUAUGGGGUGCAGCUUUAACACUUGCAACUUGGCUAAGAUGUACUGAGCUGGAAGAUCCAACUUAUAAUUACGUUCUUGAUACUUCCAAUUAUUAUGGAUUUAAAGUAUUUUUCUUUACGAUGGGAGGUGUCUACAUUGGGUACCUAUUGCUUUUGAUACUUCGAGCAUAUACUGAACUACGUUCUAUGCCUUAUUUUGAUAUGCGGUUAAAGUUUUUGACAUUACUUGCAAUUAUUGUUGCUGUUGUUUGUGCUUUUGUAACAUCACGACAAUUUGGUGCUGGUGUUUUGGAAGAUAGUUUUGCAUCAAGAUUAUCAACUUAUUAUAAAACAUCAGCACAAUUUAUGGCACUUUAUGGUUUAUUGAAUUUUUAUCUUUACACAAUGGCCUAUGUGUAUUCACCAAAUUUACCAAAUGUUUAUGGUCAACAUACAGCAAUUGCCAAAGAUAAUCCAGCAUUUUCAAUGAUUAAUAAUGAAUCUGAUGAAGAUGUUAUAUUUGGAUCUGAUGAUGAAAGUAGUCGGAGAUUACUUACAAGAUCAUCAAGAAAUGCUGAUGACAGUGAUUGAUGAAUAUUAAUUAAAAUGUUAAAUUUAAAUUGUUAAAAUUCAUUUUACAAUAUCAAGUAAUUGUUUAUAAGAAAAUUGACAAUAUCAAAAUGUAAAGAAUUUUUUUCUCUUUAUAAUAAAGUAAAAUGUUUUUUUAUAUAAAA
Aphidius gifuensis is the source of this 2090-nucleotide messenger RNA. RefSeq names its product transmembrane protein 181-like. The record is from RefSeq and is a predicted model, not a curated record. Gene Ontology annotation, molecular function: toxic substance binding. NCBI's taxonomy places the organism in Eukaryota, Metazoa, Arthropoda, Insecta, Hymenoptera, Braconidae. The transcript has 12 exons. The coding region runs from base 355 to 1947 and encodes 530 amino acids.